GCGCCCCCGCUGCAGGCGCCGCAGCCCCACGCCGCCCCGCUCCCGCGGACUGCGGGGGCCGCCGCGCCCGGCGCGCCUGGCGCAACCGCUGCCGCGCCAGCAGCGCAUCGUCGAGGGCGUCCAAGAUCGGAGGCCGCCAGAGGCCGCCCCUGGCGGCGCUGGCGCCGGCCGCCAUGCCGCCGGCGCACAACCUCUCGUCGCGGGAGUUGUGCGAGGGCGACGAGCCCGAGGAGCGGCCGAGGUGCUGCCCGAGCAGCUGCCCGCGGAGGUGGCCAGGCGCACGCUUGGGCAACAAGGUGUUCCGGGUGGCCGGCCUCAUCGCUGUGCCGAACUGCAUCGCCGCAGCGGCGCUGGCCGCCAUCAAGAAGGACCCAACGUACUCCGCGGAGGUGGACAGGCUUACCGUGAGCACGGAAGUGUUCACGAGCUUCUCCUUCCUUGUUGGCUUGUUCCUCGCCUUUAGGGCGUCCCAGGCAUACUACCGAUCGUGGGAGGGCGCCACCGCCACGUUCCACGUGAUGGCCGACAUAUUCGACGUGGCCAGCAGCCUGGUGUCUUUCAGCAAGAGCUCGAAGGCGGAGAGACACCUCAUCAAGGAGUUCCACCACAUCUUGGUGCGCCUCUUCAGCGUCCUGCACGCGCUCAUGGCGGCCGAGCUGGAGUCCUUUGGGGAGGUGACGGGCAGUGAGAACGCCUUCCGCUUCGAGCUCAUCGACGCCAGCGGCCUGGACGAGGUCAGCUUGUCCACGCUGGCGGCUUCCCCGCACAAGGUGGACCUGGUGUUGCACUGGGUCCAGUCCUUGGUGGUCCAGGCAAUGGAGGCAGAGAUCAUCACCGUUCCAGCCCCGGUCCUGUCGCGGGCGUUCCAAGAGCUCAGUGGGGCGCUGGGGCGGUGCUUCGAGGAUGAGGAGGACGAGGAAGAGGAGGACAUGGGCGACGAGGAGGAUCCUGUGCUGGAGGAUGGAGAGGAGGAGUAA
Molecule: messenger RNA, 977 nt
Organism: Prorocentrum cordatum
Lineage: Eukaryota; Dinophyceae; Prorocentrales; Prorocentraceae
Source: the annotation of a GenBank genome assembly